AUGCAACUAAAGGCUGUAUUGUUGUCAUCUUCAAUUUUGACCAUUGCUCACGCAUGGUCUCCAACAAACAGUUAUGCACCAGCUACUGUUGAUUGUGCUGAUGAUCUAAAUAUUAUUAGGGCCGCCGAUGGUUUGUCCGAAUCAGAAUCAAAUUGGGUUGCCAAGAGAGAUGCAGUCACUCAAGCUGCUCUUAAGACAUUUUUAACACGUGCCACUUCUAAUUUCAGCGAUAAGUCGAUUCUAAACUCAUUAUUUAGUGAAUCUUCUAAUGUUCCUAGGGUUGCUAUAGCCGCAUCAGGUGGUGGUUACCGUGCCACAUUCGGUGACGCUGGUAUGGUAGCUGCUAUGGAUGACAGAACAGACGGUGCAAAUGAGCAUGGUCUUGGUGGUUUAUUACAAGGUACCACAUAUUUAGCUGCUAUUUCUGGUGGUUCAUGGUUUACCAGUACUGUUGUUUUCAACAAUUGGACUUCUGUUCAAGAUAUCAUUAAUCAAAUGGGUGACAAUGACGGUUCUAUCUGGGAUAUUGAACAAUCUGCUUUAAGUCCAGGUGGUACAGACACUGCCUUUACAAAUCAAAGGUUCGAAAACAUUUCAGAAGCAUUAAGUGAAAAAUCUUCUGCAGGUUUCUCAACUUCCCUAGCUGACGUUUGGGGUUUAGCAUUCUCUUAUUACUUCUUCCCAUCUCUACCAGAAGGUGGUGUUGGUUAUACGUGGUCUACUAUCCAAGAAACUGAUGUCUUCCAAAAUGCUGAGAUGCCAUAUUUGAUCCAAUUGGGUAAGGCCCAGGUACCUGGAGCAGUGUCUGUUGAUUUCAGCUCUCCUACUAUUGAAGUUACUCCAUAUGAUUUUGGUUCUUGGGAACCAUCCAUUAAGAGUUUUGCUGAAAUUAAAUAUCUAGGUACCGAAGUUUCAAAUGGUUCCCCUGUUACGCCAGGUCAAUGUGUUGAAGGUUUUGAUAAUGUCAACUUCUUGAUUGGUACCUGUACAAAUUUGAUUGAGUAUGUCGAACAAGCCAACUCUGCUUAUUACAACGCUGUCAUUGAUCAAUUAGCUACAUUGUUCUUAGGUAACGCCAGUACAAAUGCAGACCGUACUCUUGCAAUUUAUUCUCCAAACCCAUUCAAAGAUACUACUAAUUAUGAGUCCGGUUCAGAUACUACUUUUGUCACUGACGAUAAACUAUUGUUGGUUGAUGGUGGUAUUGACGGUCAAGUCAUUCCAUUCAUUCCGGUUAUGAAACAAGAACGUGAUGUCGAUGUUGUCUUUGCUUUAGAUCAAACUGCAGAUGCUGAUGAUCUAUUCCCUAACGGUGAUUCUCUUGUUUACACUUACGAACGUCAAUUCACUGAAGCUGGUAAGUACGAUGCAUUCCCAUAUGUUCCAGAUAUUGAAAGUUUUGUUGAAUUAGGUCUAAAUAAAAAACCAGUUUUCUUUGGUUGUGACGCUUCCAACUUGACGGAUCUAAGAUACGUCCCUCCAUUGAUGGUUUAUCUACCUAACGUUGCUCAUUCAUAUGCAUCCAAUAUCAGUACUCUUCAAUUAUCAUUCACAGCCGAAGAACGUUUAGAUUUAAUCAGAAAUGGUUUUGAAGCUGCUACCAUGGGUAAUUUUACUGAAGAUCCAGAUUUCUUAGGCUGUAUUGGUUGUGCUGUUAUGAGACGUAAGCAAGAAAAGUUUGGUUUGGACUGGCCAGAAGAAUGUCAGCAAUGUUUUACCAACUACUGUUGGGAUGGUUCUACCAAGGAUGACAUUAAAAACACUACUAAUAUAUCAUCUACCGUGAGCGAUAACUCUACUACUACCACUACCACUACAGAUGGUGCUUCUUACACCACAAUUCUUUCUACCAUCGACGCUGAUGAAUUAAGUACAAUCCACUUUGAAACUUCUACCACAAUCACCUGUCAUGAAUGUGAACAAAACACUGCAUCUCCAACUGUCACAUACACCACUAUAACAGCAGAAUGUGGAGAAUGUGAAGGCGGUUUCACAACUGUUGUUACAACUGUGCCAUGUGAAGUAGAUGAAGUAACUCAAUCCGACACCCAUAAGUAUACGACUGUCUCAUCCUGGACUACAACUACAGAAGUAUGUUCAGAAUGUGAGCAGAUGGAAGCAAUGGCCUCUGCCAGUGUCAAUUCUUCCUCCAAUGUUGUAAACACAGCUCAAGUUACUUCCCAAGGAAGCUCAUCUAAGAAUCUUUCUUCCAACGUGUCUGAAAAUUCUCAAGUUUCCUCAACAUCUAUUCCAUCUGUAUUACAAGUUACAACUGAUAUGCCAUCCCAAUCUUCCUCUGUCUACAGCGUAAUUGUUAACGAAAAUGGUGCUGAUCAAUUAUCUCUCCAAAGUAUAUUGACAUCUGCCGCAGCCAUUGUUGCAUUUAUUGGUUUAAUCUAG
This is a messenger RNA of Maudiozyma saulgeensis, 2400 nucleotides long. The record is from the annotation of a GenBank genome assembly. NCBI's taxonomy places the organism in Eukaryota, Fungi, Ascomycota, Saccharomycetes, Saccharomycetales, Saccharomycetaceae.